AUGGAAUUGAGCUCGAUGGCGAUUCUCUAUCAUACCGUAAAAUCGAAUGGAGACGGGCGGGUUGUUGGGAAUUUUCUGAAGGACGAGCAAAAGCAGAUCCAGUCGUUGAAAGCGUUAGAAAAACAGUGGCGCCGUUUCGCAUCGAAACUCGAAUUUUCCUACUUUGCCGUCAACGAAACCGUGGCCCGUUUUCAAGAGGGGCAAGGGCUUGAUCAGAUCUAUCAGAAAAUCGAUUCGCACAAGUGGGAAGACGGUACCAACUACAACGACUACUUCCUGCUCUCCUACAGCGUGCCACCAAGGAUGAAGCGAUAUUCGGAGUACACCUACGCGGAACUGAUCAACAACCAGACCCUGAUUUUGCACAGAAGAAGCGGCAAUAUGGCGCCGGAACCUGCGAGCAGCAAUCGGGCUUGGUAUAAUUGGUACCCCGAUGAGCUUCAUACUAUCGAGAUGGAGAUUCGGGACAGUUUGGAUGAAAUCAACCCAGUUGGUAAGACUCUUGACGAGUUGGCGGAUAUUGUUCAUUAUAUGGUUUACAAGAAAUGUGGAAUGUGCCCGUCUGUAAUCACGAGUACGGAAGAUCCGAUGCCGCAGUUCUAUGCGGAGGGCAGCGAAAAAUCCCCGGCAGGCCGCAUCAUCAAGGCGCAAUGCUGGGCUGAUACUUCAUAUUCAAAAACAAAUGUUCACACUGGGAAUCAAGCCAAGCUGACCUGCGCCGGAGACUUCUGCGCAAAAUUUGUCUAUCCGACCGGAACCGAAUGGGGAUGCCCUGCACCUGGAGUGUGUACGAAAAACGGGAAGCAGAUAGACUAUACGGGUCCAAUAGACGCCACCGGAAAGCGAGCUACAGGAACGAUGUACUGCUGCGAUCGGGAGCUCUGUAAUUCCGCCGUUUCGUUUGAUGCUAAAAGGCUGGUCGACUGUCCGUCAAUGAGUUUUUGCGGAAAAUUGGUGUACGAGGGCGGUGUCGAGUGGGGUUGCAUCGAAAAGGAAGCUUAUUGUGUGGAUUCCAAAUCACAGCUACUAACGAUGUCACAUGACGGGCGGGAGGUGCUGUAUACCAAGACGAAAUCGCAUAGUGGGGAUGAGCACAAGAUUGAAUGUAUGACCGAUUUUUGUGCAAAGAGCAUAUUGGCGAACAGCAUGGAAAAUAUAGCGGCCUGGGGUUGUGGUAAUAUGCUAAUGUGUACCCUUUGGACGGUGUUCGAGAUCGUGAUCCCGCUACUCCUCGCCGCGCCCCUCGUCUUCGCGUAUCUGUCCGCGGAGGAUAAGCUGGCGCCUGUCGAUUAUCCGGCCAGCCCUGGGAUGUCCUGGCAACUCGACGGGAUGAAUCUGACUUGUGACGACGUCAUCUAUACCGGCCAAAAAGGGGUCGAGAACGCGACGAUGAGCCAGGUGAUGACAGGGCUUCUCACUCGACUUGGGAAGAAUAAAACGGCAACGUAUGCAGUAGAUUUAAAAACACUCGAAAAAGCUCUGGCCAGCAACGAAACCGUAGCCGAGGCCACGUGCAGAGUUGGCGUCGAAUUCAAAAAGCUCGAACCGAAAAAUGGGCAUAUCGACUACACGAUCUGGUUUCCGAAACCCACGGAUGCGAAGUGGUCUCGCAAAGAGAAAUGGGAGCCCACGCUCGACAAGGCUCCCCCGCCCAAGUAUCAGCUGACCGGCGCCCUCGGGCUACAGUAUGCCGUUGAUCAGUCACUGACCGCCUACCCCAUCAUUAUGGCGCUGUUGAUCUUCCCCAACGUCGUCAACCUGGCCCGGGCCAUCGCUUCGGAGGGAGAAGCCGGCUUGAAGGAAUACAUGGAGGUGAUGGGGCUGAGCGUGACCCAAUUCUACUCGGCUCACUGCUUGAUGGGGUGGCUGAAGGCGUUGCCGAUCUACGUCGUCUUGUGCUUCCCGAUUAUUCUUCAUCUGAAGAUGGUGCCCGCAAUCCUGGUCAUCCUCACCAUCUUUGUCUACUCCUGGGCGGCGCUGUCUUUUGCGCUGAUGUGUUCGUCCAUGUUGAAGACGUCGUCGGGUGUUUUUAGAGGAACGAUGCUCCUCUGGGCCGUCUCCUUCAUGAUCCCCAGCUUCACCGACGUCGAGCUCGACAGACCGUUCAAGACGUACAUCUACUCCCUCAACCUCAACCACGCCCUACUUGCCGCCGUCAGCGUCAUGGUUGGAUAUGAUCAACGAGGCAAACACCUCGGCUUCGGCGAGCUGUUCGAGCGCGGCAGCGCCAACUUCAACCUGGCCAGCGCGCUGAUAAUGCUCAUUAUCGAUUGUGUUUGGAUGCACUUGUACGCGUGGACGGUUGACCAGAGCCGAAAAGCCGAGGGCACCAAGUGGUUCAAGGAAUGGAUGAAAGAGAUGAGGGGCCACUACCACCUUGAGGGCGAGCAGGUCAAGCCGGAGGUGAGGAAGGGCCUUGUCGAUGAAGUUGACCAAGUUCGGUCCUCGAAAGUGGCCGAUAUUGAGGUGGAGUCGUUGACAAAGAAAUACGGGCUCACCGGCGGCUACGGGCUCAUUGACAUGAAUUUGCGAGCGACGAGAGGACAGGUUACUGUACUGCUUGGGCACAACGGCGCCGGCAAGAGCACAGCGUUCAACGUCAUCUGCGGCAAGACGAAGCCAACGUUUGGUACCGUCCACGUCGAGGGCCCCAUUGGCCUGUGCCCCCAGACAAACCCGCUCUUCGCGAAGCUGUCCGCCCGCGAGCACCUCUGGUUCUUCCACCACCUCAAGGGCUCAUCGGGAGACUGGGAGGAUGAGGCCGAGAGGCUGAUGCACGACCUCGACUUUUACGACGCCAAGGAUGAGCUCGCCCAAAACCUGUCCGGUGGUACAAAACGGAAACUGUGCGUAGCGAUGGCCGUCAUUGGGGAUCCGAACGUGAUACUUCUGGACGAGCCGACGGCGGGAAUGGAUCCUGGAGCGAGGAUUGCCGUGGAGAAAUUGUUGCAACGAGUGAAGAAAGAUCGCACCAUCCUCCUGACGACCCACUUCAUGGACGAGGCGGAGAAGGUCGGCGACUGGGUGACGAUCAUCCAGAGCGGCCGCAACAUCCUCAACGGCUCCCCGGAAUACCUGAAGAAGAAGUACGGCACCGGCUACAUUCUAACGGUCGUCGGAAGUCCGGUGGUGGACGGCGUGAUUCAGGAUACGACGGCUCGAGUGGAUUACCAGGCGGUGGGACUCUCGCUCUCUUUGUUGUGCAUCUAC
Molecule: messenger RNA, 3210 nt
Organism: Mesorhabditis spiculigera
Lineage: Eukaryota; Metazoa; Nematoda; Chromadorea; Rhabditida; Rhabditidae
Source: the annotation of a GenBank genome assembly